Molecule: messenger RNA, 1939 nt
Organism: Daldinia caldariorum
Lineage: Eukaryota; Fungi; Ascomycota; Sordariomycetes; Xylariales; Hypoxylaceae
Product: Cupredoxin
Exons: 2
Coding region: 622-1575 (317 amino acids)
Source: RefSeq, a predicted model, not a curated record
ACAAUUCUGUCACAUCCACCUCCUACCCCCAAGCCUUGGAGCCGCGAAACCCGUCUUCUUCAUGGGCUCGCCCUAGUCCUUACUGGACUGUGCUCCGUCGUCGCGAACAAUUAAGUGGCAUACUUCCGGUUGCCGUGCGUCUCUAGUCGUGAUCGGGCGCCCUUGGCCCCGGCAAGGUUCAUCCCCAGCUGCAGCUGCUAUGCUGCACGGAAGUUUUUUGCCCUCCCUGUUUCGAGCGCAACUCCUGGUCAAGGAGGUAUCCUCUCAGGGUCCAGCGCCAGGCCGACUACAGGUUCAGGAAAUCGUCAUGCUCGAUUUAAGUGAGGAUGUCCCCCCUUCUGGGCCCAGGCCUGGAUUGUUUCUUUUCACUCUCUUCUUCAGACGACUUGUCCUGUGUAAUACGCUCUUUUGCCUUUUUCCAUCGUCUCGGUGUGAUUUUACGUCCUUGUUCAUUCUCUUAAUCACGAGCAGGCCCUCGCCUUUUUUGAAAGCAUCUCUAUUGCCAGGCUCGCCACGGUCAUUCAGGAAUACCGAUAAUAUAUCGAAAAGCUCCCGUAAAAAAGGAUCAUCUAACGUUUAAUUCCCCAAAUCCUUCGAAAGAAAAACAAAAAACCAGUCAAUAUGAAGUACGCCACAGCUCUUUCGGUUGCCGUUGCGCCUCUGGCCAUCGCUAAAGCCGUCAAUAACGUCUACCCCCAAAAGAGGUCCAACCACAAGCAGGAAUUAGAAAACCUCGCGGGCCUCGCGGGCCUCGGUGGAGGGAUCAACCUUGGUGUUUCGUUAGGACAGUCGACUCAGGUCAUCGUCAUCUGGGCGAACCCUGGAAACGACGCUAAGACGACGACGCUGCACGAGCAAGUCACCGUAACCCAGACCGUCACCGCUGGCGCGGAAGCAACAGCGAUCGGAACCGGAACCCUCGCCGCCGGAGCUACCACCACAGCUGCUGCUGGCGCGGUAGCGACCCACACCGUCCAGGUCGGUGGCUCCGCCGGCUUGGUCUUCGUCCCCGAUCAAGUCAAGGCCAACGUCGGCGACAUGGUCAUCUUCGAAUUCAUGAACGCAAACCACACCGCUACCCAGUCCACCUUCGCCGAGCCCUGCAAGGCCAUGGAGGGCGGCAUGGACUCCGGCUUCCAGCCCAACCCCAACAACACCGUCAACCCGCCUCCCAAGGUCGCCAUGCAAGUCAUGACGAGCGAACCUCUAUGGUUCUACUGCAAGCAGAAGGGCCACUGCGGCAAGGGCAUGACCUUCUCGAUCAACCCCACGGCCGAGAAGUCGCAAGCCCUGUUCCAGGCCAAGGCGAUCCAGCAGAACGGUUCCGGCGCCGGCAGCGCCAUCACGGGCAACGCGACGGAGCCCGCCGUCGCCGCGCCCGCCGCCUCCUCGGGCAGCGAGACCGCCCCCGCCGCUCCGGGCGUCACCCAGGGCACGGGCACCAUCCAGAACGGCGCCUGCGUGUGCGCCGUCCAGUGCAGCACCGGCAGCUUCCCUGUCAACGCGGCCCAGGGCGUCGGCGCUUUCGGCGGCUUCGCGGGCGGUCUGCCCGCGAGCAUGAUGGAGGCUAUUUAAACAGAAGUAGUGGUAGCGGGGAAAGGGAGACAAACAAACAAGCAAACAAACGGCGUCUGGGGAAUUACGACUGAUACCAAUGGCUAGCUAGUAAUUGUCGCCGAGGAUCUGAGAUGAUUCUGAUAUAUCUGAGGCGGAGGAGGGGGGUUUUCUUUUAUUAUUGACACACCUGAAUGAUUAGACUUCUUCUUUUUUUUACUAUUAUUCACCUGGCAAUUAGGGAUUCUUUUUAUUUUUAUUUUUUUUGUUCAAGAGAUAUGACUGGAUCGUACACUAGGUAUAUAUAUAGGUGCACUUAAUAAGGUCAUCAGAUCAAGUAUAAAAAUAUACCAAUACUUAAUUCAAGAUGAUGUUUGCGCCUUAC